Corylus avellana is the source of this 1287-nucleotide messenger RNA. Its product is annotated as F-box protein SKIP19. Gene Ontology annotation, molecular function: protein binding. The record is from RefSeq and is a predicted model, not a curated record. Lineage: Eukaryota; Viridiplantae; Streptophyta; Magnoliopsida; Fagales; Betulaceae.
AAAAUUAGUGAGGAGGGUUUCCUCAAGUUUUGUUACUGUUAUGAGAUAAAAGAUUAGCAAGAAAGAAUGAGGGGCUUUGAUUUUUGGUCAUAGACUCAUAGCUGAAUAACAAUCCUUUUGAAUGUUGAUUGGAAGGGGAUUCUAAGCAAGUCGUCCAAAAUCCUAGCCUUUCCCAGAAAGUUUCGCGAUGGACUCUGCUCCUGACCCCGCAGACGAGUUCCGCAACUGGCUGGUGCUGCCCCGGAACGUGACGGUGUCGAUCCUGCUGAGACUAGGAGCCAUUGAGAUCCUGAAGAGCGCGCAGAUGGUGUGCUCCCCGUGGCACAGCCUCUGCAAGGAUCCUUCGAUGUGGCGCGCCAUCGACAUGCGCAACUCCGGCAACCACUUGGAGUUCCCCAACUUCCAGAAGAUGUGCCGCCACGCGGUCGAUCGCAGCUGCGGCCACUUGGUCGAUAUCAACGUCGAGUACUUCGGCACCGACGAUCUCCUCAGGCACAUCGCCGACAGUUCAAGUCAGCUCAAACGCCUUCGGCUUGUGCAUUGCAAUGACAUCUCAGACGAGGGAUUGAGUCAAGCGGCUGCAAAACUUGAAUUACUAGAGGAACUUGCCAUUUCAUACUGUCCCUUUUCAAAAGAAGCUCUCAAAGCUGUGGGUCGCUGUUGCCCUCUUCUGAAAUCACUCAAAUUCAACAGCCGGGUGCAGAGGAAUGGAGAUUAUGAUGGGGAGGCACUUACUAUAGCAGAGAACAUGAGUGAAUUGCUCCGCCUCCAGCUUUUUGGAAAUUUGCUCACUAAUGACGGCUUGCAGGCCAUCCUUGAUGGUUGUCCUCGCCUUGAAUCGCUUGACCUACGCCGAUGUUUCAAUCUCAUUCUGGCUGGGGAUUUGGGAAGAAGAUGUUCUGAACAGAUUAAAGGCUUGCGUCUUCCCCAUGAUUCCAUUGAUGACUACGAAUUUAAUGAUUGUUGUUCUUUUGUUAACGUAUCUGGUGGGUUUUCGGACAUAGAACAUGCUAACGUAUCUGGUGGCAGCAAAUUCUUCGACUUCAGCUACAUUAACUACUACGACGAAGACUGCCACGACUACGAUCACAACUACGACGACGACUACGACGACGGCCACAUCGACAUUGAAUACUUUGAAGCCUACGAUGACCCCAACAACGACUGAGAUUUUUGUGAUGGUGGUUUUUAUUUUGACAAAAGCAUAAAUGGAAUGAUUCCUAUGCUGUGCCUGUACCCAAUAUUUUGAAUGUGUGGUAUUAAUAUCAUAUUCGCUUCUUGUGUGUA